GAAGCGAUGAUAAUAAUGAAUGCAUAUCGGAGAUCCUCACAUUACACACUGUGUGAAAGAGGACAACAGCAUUUUCAGAGGAACAUGUAUACUGAAGGUCAAGAUCUGACUACUCCAGCUGAUUACUACAAUAAUUAUUAUGAGGAUGAAAUACAUGAACCAAAUUGUUACUGGUUUGAAAAAAACACAAUCCAAUGGCUUUACUGGAUUGUGUUUGUGCUCAGUUUGUUCAGCAACAUCCUAGUGCUAGUCAUUCUAGCCAAAUAUGAGAACCUCAGGUCCUUGACCAACACAUUGAUCAUGAACCUGGCUUUGUCCGAUCUGAUCUUCACAGUGGGGCUGCCCUUCUGGGGUGAAUACCAUAAGGGUGGCUGGAUAUGGGGUGAGCCUACCUGUAAAGCUGUCAGCUUCAUGUUCUCUGUGGGGUUUUACAGCAGUGGUUUCUUUCUGAUAGUGAUGACAGUUCAGCGCUACCUGGCUGUCAUCUUUCCCCUGUCAGAUAUAUUGUGGACCAGGAGCUGUUUCAGCCUUCUCGUCUCCAUGGGGAUCUGGGCUGUGAGUGUCUUGGCAGCUACGCCAGCAGUCAUCUUCAGCGAAGUCCAGACUGAAGAGAUUGAAGAGAAAACUCAUUGUGGGUAUAUGGAUCCCGUCUGGAGGUCGUGGGGAUUUUAUCAGGAGAAUGCUCUUUUUGUUGUGUCCUUUUUAGUGUUUUGUUUUUGCUAUGGUCAAAUACUGUUACGGCUACUUAAACCCAGCCCAACCAGGAGCAAAAGAAGAUACCGGACUGUCAAACUGAUAUUUUGCCUGUUUGUUGCUUUCUUUGUGGUAUGGGCACCAUACAAUGUGGUCACAUUUAUGAGGACUCUCUUUAUUUAUCAGUCUCAGGAAAAUGCUUCGGUCAACUCAGUCAAACUCCGGGAUGCCAAUAAUUACAGAGCAAAGUUAGACUGUCUCUUCUAUGUCUUCCGGUUCAUUUCCUGUUUACACUGUUGCCUAAACCCUGUUUUCUAUGUGUUUCUUGGAGUGAAAUUUAAAAAUCACUUGAAGAAAAUGUUGCAGAGUUUGUGUCAGAAAGGCAACCGUCCAAGCUACAGGAACCAUAGGCUCACAAUCACAUCCAUUACUAGUGGCGAGGAGCUCUCGUUGUAGGUGAGAGAAAGGGUUUGAUGUACCCAGGCAGGGGAAGAGCUUAAUUUCUUUCUGAAAUGCGUUUCAAUCAAAAGAGCUCAGUGUGGGUUUGAUAACAUCUACUCACUGCAUGCUACAGAAAGCUUUUCAAUUAUUUGUGCAUCUCACCUUUGACCUCUUUAUUUUUCCUUUUGCUCUGAUGCUUUUUUGGAUAAUAUAAUAUGAGAAUUAAAUCUGUAAUAACAAUUCUAAAUAAUUAUUGUGAUGUGAUAUGUAAAACAAUAAAGUAGUUCCACAAUUUCUGCAUGUGAAAUAAAAAGAAAUACCAUCUGAGCUGUGUGCUGUGCAGUGCUAUUUAAUAGAACUGUUUCACAUUUAGAAAUGUACUGUCAAAUAAAGAUGCUUCUGGAUUGUCAUGAUACUCGUU
Molecule: messenger RNA, 1555 nt
Organism: Hypomesus transpacificus
Lineage: Eukaryota; Metazoa; Chordata; Actinopteri; Osmeriformes; Osmeridae
Product: chemokine XC receptor 1-like
Exons: 3
Coding region: 7-1149 (380 amino acids)
Biological process (GO): immune response; chemotaxis; G protein-coupled receptor signaling pathway
Cellular component (GO): membrane
Molecular function (GO): chemokine receptor activity
Source: RefSeq, a predicted model, not a curated record